Messenger RNA from Aplosporella prunicola CBS 121167, 855 nucleotides. RefSeq lists its product as uncharacterized. NCBI's taxonomy places the organism in Eukaryota, Fungi, Ascomycota, Dothideomycetes, Botryosphaeriales, Aplosporellaceae. The transcript has a single exon. The annotation marks the transcript as partial. The record is from RefSeq and is a predicted model, not a curated record.
UCGACGACAACUAUACACGGAACGCGUGAUGCAAGCGCACUUGCUUCAUGUAUUACAUAUACCGGCAGCAUCGCCAUUGCUACAGAUGCCGUUGGUGAAAUUGCCAUCAACAAGGUCGAAGUGAUUACAGGAAAUCUGACCGCUUACGGAGUUGAUGGGCUUAUUUCCUUAUCUGGCGACUCGCUACGAUCUUUGGACACAUUUUCAUUGCAGACUGUGCCAGGACUAUCGACUGUCAGAUUUCCGAGUAUCUCACAGAUCAAUUCAUUACAAUGGACUGGAGCUACCAACCUUACGGACAUCGCCUUCAACAUCACUGCCACGUCGAUACAAGCAGUAACAGUCGGAGACACCUCUCUGGGGUCUUUAGACAAACUCGGCCUUCAAUCUCUUCGAUACGCGAAUGAGAUUCGUGUCAUUAACAACCCUCAUCUACAAAGCUUUCCGCUACCACGGCUUUAUGAAGUUACCUCCAACCUAACAUUUGGAGACAAUGGCGAUAGGUUUGACAUACCUUUGCCUAGCUUAGAAAUAGCUGAGAACGUGUACCUUUACAACAUCUCUUCGUUCUCGAUAAACAUGCUGAAAAAUGUCAGCAACUUUCUCUCGGUACAUAAUACCAACAGCGAGACGAUUUUGGUUUCUCAGCUGGCUCGCGUUGGAUCUUUUUUGGAUUUGGUUGGUAAUACUCGAUGGUCCGAAGUUGCAUUUCCUGGCUUUUACGAAGCUGGAAAUAUUUUGAUCGACGGUAGCCCAAACCUCACUACCCUACGACUAUCCACGCUUCAAAAUGCAGCGGGCAAUGUUAGCUUAUCAGGAAAUUUCUCCGAGUUAGUAUUAUCUCCACGAGAAUGA